GCUUGAACCUUCUGAGCUGUCCCCUCUGCGGACUACGCUUUGAUACGGGAUAUAAAAAGUGUCCUUUGUCCAAUUAUCUUCUGUCUCAUCAAGUUUUACACAUACCUCACUAAUGAUUAUCCCAACGAAAGAGCUCGACGACUCAGAGUACAACGGCAAACUUGAUGACGAUUCCCCGACAGAAACUGGUACAGUGCGUGGGGUAAAUUUAAACGAAGUCGAACCUCCGCCGGAAUAUUCACCGCCAAAUCCAUAUUAUCCAGAUAAACAGAAAAAAAGCACCUAUCCCGAGGUGGCUUCCAAACCUUCUGAUGACCUCGAGCUGAAAGGCGUAAACUUUGUCUAUAGACACAUUUAUUUCGAUAGUAUCUACGCUACGUAUAUCAUUGACCCGAGCGUUCAAGAUGUCUCUCAAUCUAUCCUUCCCGGAGCGAGCAGAGAUGAUAGGAGAUCAAGAUCGAGAACAGGGCCACGAAAAGGGAAAACCUUGAAGAACCUUUGCUUGCAGUCGGAAUGUGGGGCGAUCAAUGUUGGCGUGAGUGUGUUUGAUACCGAAAUCGCAGCAAUGGCAACAGAAGGAAAGAGAAGCCACCGGCCGAGAAAAGUGUUGUUGGAUGUCCGGACAACGUUUGGACCGAUUGAUGUUAGAUUGCGUUUAGCAUCUUUACCUCCUCCUCCGGGCCUCCGAGUUUUCCCAGAGUCAACCGCAACUCGUCUCCCAAUCAAGCUCUCCGCCUCAUCCAAGUGCGGUCCCGUGCACAUAUCCCUCCCAGCUUCGUUCUAUGGAUUCAUCUUCUUCUCGGUGCCUCUGGGUGAAAUUGUUCUAUCCACGCAGGUACAGAAAAAUGUUAGCUGGGAUCGUAUGUUUAGCCGCACCAUAACAAAGAACAGUGGAUCUAGGACAGUUUUUGUUGGGGAUUCUGAAGCGUUGAGAGGGAGAAUUGAGGGUGGUAGUGAUGGUCCAGAUAGCGCAGAUGAUAGAGUAGACGUGGAUGGACCUUGGAACGGAGAUGAAGUUCAUUUGGAUGCUUGGUGCGGGUCGGUGCUUGUUGAUUACGUUGAUGAAUGAAUAUCAUCCUUUAGCUGAAAAUUACAAG
Molecule: messenger RNA, 1097 nt
Organism: Lentinula edodes (shiitake mushroom)
Lineage: Eukaryota; Fungi; Basidiomycota; Agaricomycetes; Agaricales; Omphalotaceae
Exons: 3
Coding region: 113-1069 (318 amino acids)
Source: RefSeq, a predicted model, not a curated record